AUGGCCGCUGAAGCCAAAUCGGCUCCUGCCACGGAGCAGAAGGUGAAGCCUACCAAGCCCAGUGAGGAGGCGUUCAAGGCCGACCUCGCGCAGGCUGAGAAGGAGCAUGCUGCGGUCCAGGAGAAGCUGAACCAAGUCAAGGCCAAGAUCGAGACCGCCAAGCCCAACAACAAGGACUCGCCCGCGGCCAAGAGACAGCAGGAACUCCGUGCUGAGCUCUCCUCCAUCCGUCAGAAGCAGUCGGGAUUCAAGGCGUCUAGGUCCAGCACUCAGGAGAAGAUCAAUGCCCUGGACAGCACGCUCAAGGCCCGCAUUGCGGAGCAGAACAACUCCAAGACUCGCAUGUCGUUCAAGAGCGUUGAGGAGAUUGAUCGCGAGAUCGCGCGCCUCGAGAAGCAGGUUGACUCUGGUACCAUGCGCUUGGUCGAUGAGAAGAAGAACCUUGCCGACAUCUCCAGCCUGCGCAAGCAGCGUAAGAACUUCGCCGGCCUGGACGAGGCCCAGAAGGUUAUCAACGACAUCAAGGCUCAGAUCGCCACCCUCAAGAAGACCCUUGACAACCCUGAGGCCAAGGCCCUGAGCGACAAGUACGCCGAGAUCCAGAAGGAGUUGGAUGCCAUCAAGGCCGAGCAGGAUGGCGCUUUCAAGAACCUCAACGCCCUGCGGGAUGAGCGCACCAAGCUCCACGGUGAGCAGCAGCAGAAGUGGACUGCUAUGCGUGAGAUCAAGGACACCUACUACAAGGCCCGCAAAGCCUACAAGGAGUACGAGGAUGAGGCCUGGAGAGUCCGCCGGGAGAAGCAGAAGGCCCAGCGGGACGCCUUCGAGCGCGAGAAGAAGAAGAAGGUUGCCGACAAGAAGCUCGAGGAGGCCUCUCGCCUGGCUUACACCGACGAGAUCCUUACCGCUCAGGGUCUUAUCCGCCACUUCAACCCCGCCUACGACUUCGCUGCUCUGGGCCUGGAUGACAAGAAGGACCAGUCCUCUCAGUUCCGUGCUGAGAUUGGCCGUACCAUCGAUGACUCCGGCAUGAAGGGCAUGAAGGUCCUGAAGAAGGAGGAGGACGACUACUUCGUCGGCACUGGUGGCAAGAAGGGUAAGAAGGGCAAGAAGAGCAACGCCAACGGCAGCCCCGCUCCCGCCGAGAAGUUCAACCUCAACGUUGGUAUCAUCGAGGAGUUCGCCCAGGUCAAGAUCGACCCCCCUAUGAACCAGACCGAUGUCCCCGCCGUUGUCGAGAAGCUGGCCGCUAAGAUCACCGAGUGGAAGAAGAACCAGGCUUCGAAGACCGAGGAGAACAUCAAGAAGGCCCAGGAGGAAAUUGCCCGCUUGGAGGAGGAGGCCGCUCAGGCGGACGACCGUGCGACUGACGCCGCCAAGAAGCCCGCUAUCAUCAACAGCGGUGUUAACGGCAAGGUCUCGGCCGAGGCCGAGCUGAAGCAGGAGAAGGACGCUGCCGCCGAUGUGUCUGACGAGCUGCAGAAGGCCUCCCUCGAGGAGACGGCCUAA
Molecule: messenger RNA, 1509 nt
Organism: Aspergillus bombycis
Lineage: Eukaryota; Fungi; Ascomycota; Eurotiomycetes; Eurotiales; Aspergillaceae
Gene: bfr1
Product: putative nuclear segregation protein (Bfr1)
Exons: 3
Coding region: 1-1509 (502 amino acids)
Biological process (GO): intracellular mRNA localization
Cellular component (GO): nuclear outer membrane-endoplasmic reticulum membrane network; endoplasmic reticulum; ribonucleoprotein complex
Molecular function (GO): mRNA binding
Source: RefSeq, a predicted model, not a curated record